AUGUUUGCCAGAAUGUCUGAUCUCCAUGUUCUGCUCUUAAUGGCUCUGGUAGGAAAGACAGCCUUUGGGUUCUCCCUGAUGUCUUUCCUUGAAGACCUGGACCCUGAUUGGACUCCCGACAACUAUGAGCACAGCUAUGAGCAUUACAGCCAGGACGAGAACGCCAGUAAUACUGUUGCCUACCCUGAGAACCCUGACUGGUACUAUGCAGAGGAUGAUCCGUGCCAGUCCAACCCCUGUAAACAUGGCGGGGACUGCCUCAUCAGCGGGGACACCUUCACGUGCAGCUGCCCAGCCCCUUUCUUUGGGAACAGGUGUCAGAAAGGGCACAAGUGUAAGAACAACCCAUGUGGCCGGGGUGAAUGUCUCAUUACGCAGAGUCCUCCCUACUACCGUUGUGCCUGUAAACACCCCUACACAGGUCCAGACUGCUCCAGAGCACUUCCUGUGUGCCGGCCAAACCCCUGCCAGAAUGGUGGCACCUGCUCCCGGCGUAAGGGGAGAUCUAAGUUUACCUGCACCUGUCCCGACCAGUUCAGGGGAAGAUUCUGUGAAAUAGGUUCUGAUGACUGCUAUUUUGGUGAUGGUCUCUCUUACCGAGGCAAAGUGAGCAGGACCGUCAACCAGCACCCAUGCCUUUCCUGGAACUCCCACCUCCUCUUGCAGGAGAAUUACAACAUGUUUAUGGAAGAUGCUGAGGCCCAUGGGAUUGGGGAGCACAACUUCUGCAGAAACCCAGAUGGAGACAAAAAGCCCUGGUGCUUCAUUAAACUUAACAAUGAGAAGGUGAAAUGGGAGUACUGUGAUGUCUCAGCCUGCUCAACAGACGUUGCCAACCAAGAGGAAAGCACAACAGAACCCCUGACCACGAUUCCGGGCUUUGACUCCUGCGGGAAGACUGAGCUUGCAGAGAGGAAUGUCAAGAGGAUCUACGGAGGCUUUAAGAGCACGGCGGGCAAGCACCCCUGGCAGGCAUCCUUGCAGACCUUGCUUCCACUGACCGUGUCCAUGCCUCAGGGCCACUUCUGUGGAGGGGCCCUGAUCCACCCCUGUUGGGUGCUCACUGCUGCCCACUGCACUGACAUAAAAGCCAAACACCUAAAAGUGGUGCUAGGGGAACAGGACCUGAAGAAGCCAGAAUUCCAUGAGCAGAGUUUCAGGGUGGAGAAGAUACUCAAGUACAGCCACUACAAUGAAAGAGAUGAGAUUCCCCACAAUGAUAUUGCUUUGCUCAAGUUAAAGCCUGUGGAUGGUCACUGUGCUCUGGAAUCCAAAUACGUGAAGACUGUGUGUUUGCCUGAUGGCCCCUUUCACUCUGGGACUGAGUGCCACAUCUCCGGCUGGGGUGUUACAGAAACAGGAGAAGGGUCCCGCCAGCUUCUGGAUGCCAAAGUCAAGUUGAUUGCCAACACUCUGUGCAACUCUCGCCAGCUCUAUGACCACAUGAUUGACGACAGCAUGAUUUGUGCAGGAAACCUUCAGAAACCUGGGCAGGACACCUGUCAGGGUGACUCGGGGGGCCCUCUGACCUGUGAGAAGGAUGGCUCCUACUACGUCUACGGGAUAGUGAGCUGGGGCUUGGAAUGUGGGAAGAAGCCAGGUGUCUACACCCAAGUUACCAAGUUCCUGGACUGGAUCAAAGCCACCAUCCGCAGGGAGGAUGGCUUCUAA
This is a messenger RNA of Galeopterus variegatus (Sunda flying lemur), 1671 nucleotides long. It is a transcript of the gene HABP2, whose product is annotated as hyaluronan binding protein 2. The record is from RefSeq and is a predicted model, not a curated record. NCBI's taxonomy places the organism in Eukaryota, Metazoa, Chordata, Mammalia, Dermoptera, Cynocephalidae. Bases 1 to 1671 code for a protein of 556 amino acids. Gene Ontology annotation, molecular function: serine-type endopeptidase activity; calcium ion binding. The transcript has 13 exons. Gene Ontology annotation, biological process: proteolysis.